Physcomitrium patens is the source of this 1502-nucleotide messenger RNA. RefSeq lists its product as uncharacterized. Gene Ontology annotation, molecular function: metal ion binding. Lineage: Eukaryota; Viridiplantae; Streptophyta; Bryopsida; Funariales; Funariaceae. Gene Ontology annotation, biological process: protein histidyl modification to diphthamide. The record is from RefSeq and is a predicted model, not a curated record. Gene Ontology annotation, cellular component: cytosol.
UUCAAAAGUGAGUCUCCAUGGCGAUGUUGGCGAUGGCUAUGGCGAUGGCGAAGCCGUAGCUCUUCUGCAGUUAGUCAUUAACUGGAAGCUGGCGUUGCUGUACUUCCUCUUUCAAUUGAGGUACUCGUCGCGGCACCUCGUUGCGCCCAUGAACCCCGUUCUCAUUUCUGGUGGGGCGUGUAUUUGGCUUUUGAACGGAGCUGUUGAGGGUUGUGUGCUAAGAUGGAGGUGGUGUGUUAUGGCUGGAUCUUUCGACUGGUGUGUUGUGGAACCAAGGUGAAGGACAUGUUGGGGAAGUGGCGUUCCGAAUAAGAGUUCAUACAUGGGGAUUGGGAGGGGCUGAAGAGGUGAUUCACGUCUGUCGCGUUUUGGACGAAUUUUGGAGCUGCUGAGCUUUUCGUUCUACUGGGGAUUUGGGCUAAUUUUCUUGAUGCUGUGAUCAUCUUAGACUUGUAUGUUGAGUUUGUCUUCGCAAGAAGUUCCUUGAAAUUGUAGCCGGAGCUUCACUGGGUGAUCAAAAUGGAGGCCAUAAACUGCAGUCGCUAUGGUUGGAUGUAUUUUGCAAUGCUGUUGAGUAUUUUAAGUGUAGGAGCAAGGGCGAAUACCAACAAGGUGUAUAGUCCCUGUAUGGAUGCCACGGUGCAUAAGAACGAUGGGUUCACGUUUGGGCUUGCUUUUGCAAGCAACAAAUCUUUUUUCUACAACAAAAUUCAGUUGUCCCCCUGCGACUCCCGACUAGCGGAGAAAUUGAGAGAGCACAAAAUUUCAUUGUUCCGACCCCAGGUGGAUGAGGUUACGCUCCUCCUUGUUAACCACACGGAGAUAAAUCCUGAGAAUGUCGAAGGAGGAGGUUUUGCAGUAGCUUAUGCAGGGAAGAAACAUGCAGUCGUGUCAGCUCCACAUUUCUUGGCAAACUCAAGUUAUCGAAUCACUAGUCUUUCGUUGGUUCUGAAUUUUGAGCAAGGUAGACUACAGAAUAUCCUAUGGAAGAAUGAUGGUUGCAAAUCCUGCUUGGGAAACUCGAGCUUUGCAUGCGUGAGGGGUGAGUGUGCAAUUCAAAGCACAGCUUGCAUAGAAGCAGGAGGGAGAGUGGACUGCAGCCUGAGCAUCCAACUCACGUGGUCAGGUACGGAUCAGCGUCAAGAAGUGUUAAACUCAUGGUAUCAAAUGAGCAACCUCAACCAGUACUCGUUGUAUGGUCUCUACAGCAACCUUAAGAGCACUUUGACCGAUCGAUUUAGUAAUAUGAUUCGCUUCGCAAAGAGUCCUUGACAUUGUAUAUAGAGAUUACAUCUAAGCAUUAGAUUCUCACCGCUAAUGGUAGCUGUACAAAUGACAUGAAUUCCUCAGUAGAUGAACACUGAUAUAUUUUUACAAUGCUGUCAUCUUCACAGUGAAUAUAGGCAGUUCGAAGUACAAUAGAGGAAUAUAUGCCAUGUCUGCACAAUGAUCAUGUCUUGACCAGUUAAAAUGGUUGUUCUUCUGUUCCUCUCUUUACUUCA